Molecule: messenger RNA, 7639 nt
Organism: Phalacrocorax carbo (great cormorant)
Lineage: Eukaryota; Metazoa; Chordata; Aves; Suliformes; Phalacrocoracidae
Source: RefSeq, a predicted model, not a curated record
AGCCGAGCCCAGCCGAGCCCAGCCCAGCCCAGCCCCUGUGCAGCCGCCGGCGGCGGGGGCGGGCGCUGCCGUGCCGGUGCCGCUGGGGCACGGCAGAGCGCCGCGACGGAGGCGGCGGCGGGAUGGGGUUGGCUUCCUGAAGCGGGAGGGGGGAGGGCGGGAGGGGUCUGGUUUUGCAUUUCGGUCCCUCUCCGCCCCCCCUCCUGCCCCUCUGCUCCCAAGUUCGCCGCUCUCGCCGCGGCCCUUCCGGAGCGGCUGGCUGCGGGCUGCCCCUGACCCGCUCCCGGCGCUGCCCGCGGCGGGGCGGGCGGGGACAGUGGGGAGCCGAGGUAACCCGGGGAGCGGCCCGCCGCCCCCGGGGAGGCUCCGCGCUGUGGAGCGGUGGGGGGAGGCGGCUGGCACAGGCGCCGGGUUCCGCCGCCCGCCCCCCGGCACCGCCGCCGUCCGCCCAGCGCUGGCAGCCCCGGGAGAUGGUGACACAUGAAGCGUGCGGGAAGGACCAUGGUUGAGAGGACCAGCAAGUUCUUGCUGAUCGUGGCCGUCUCGGUGUGCUUCAUGCUUAUCCUGUACCAGUACGUGGGGCCGGGGCUGAGCCUGGGUUCCCCCAGCGGCCGCUCCUACUCGGAGGAGCUGGACCUCUUCCCCACGCCGGACCCGCACUACGUGAAGAAGUACUACUUCCCCGUGCGGGAGCUGGAGCGGGAGCUCGCCUUCGACAUGAAGGGCGAGGACGUGAUCGUCUUCCUGCACAUCCAGAAGACCGGCGGCACCACCUUCGGCCGCCACCUGGUACAAAACGUGCGGCUGGAGGUGCCUUGUGACUGCCGGCCCGGGCAGAAGAAGUGCACCUGCUACCGCCCCAACCGCCGGGAGACCUGGCUCUUCUCCCGCUUCUCCACGGGCUGGAGCUGCGGGCUGCACGCCGACUGGACCGAGCUCACCAACUGCGUGCCCGGGGUGCUGGACCGCCGGGAGAGCGCCGCCGCCAAGACGCCCAGAAAAUUUUACUACAUCACACUGCUGAGAGACCCUGUAUCUCGUUACCUCAGCGAAUGGCGUCAUGUCCAACGAGGUGCUACUUGGAAGACCUCUUUGCACAUGUGUGAUGGCAGGACACCAACUCCUGAAGAGCUGCCAUCGUGCUAUGAAGGCACGGACUGGUCAGGCUGCACGCUGCAGGAGUUCAUGGAUUGCCCAUAUAAUUUGGCCAACAACCGUCAAGUGAGGAUGUUGGCUGACUUGAGCUUAGUGGGCUGCUACAACAUGUCUUUCAUCCCAGAAAACAAACGAGCACAGAUCCUGCUGGAGAGCGCAAAAAAGAACCUCAAAGACAUGGCCUUCUUCGGCCUGACAGAGUUCCAGAGAAAGACUCAGUACCUGUUUGAGAGAACUUUUAAUCUGAAAUUCAUCCGGCCCUUUAUGCAGUACAACAGUACUAGGGCAGGAGGGGUGGAGGUGGAUAACGACACCAUCCGGAGGAUCGAGGAGCUCAAUGACUUGGACAUGCAACUCUAUGACUAUGCAAAGGACCUCUUCCAACAGCGCUACCAAUACAAACGGCAGCUAGAGAGGAUGGAGCAGAGGAUAAAGAAUCGGGAAGAGAGGCUUCUUCACCGGUCCAAUGAAGCACUUCCCAAGGAAGAGACCGAAGAACAAGGACGCUUGCCCACUGAGGACUACAUGAGCCAUAUUAUAGAGAAGUGGUAGCGUAGGCAGACUUUUAUAUUAAUGAUAUUCUAGGGUUUCCAUAUAAAAGAUCAUGGAAGUAAAAUUACAAAACCAACAAAAAGUAUUUUAUUUAAAAGCAAGUCUGUAAAACAGAAGAUAGAUUGCUUCCUUAAGCAUAGGGUCUUUUUACUGUUUCUUACAAGACCGAUGAGAUUCUUAAAAAAAAUAUAAAUGCAUAAAAAUAAAAAAAGGGUCAACAUUAUAAUGCAGAGGUAAAAAAAUGCACAAAUGCAGUUACCCACUCUUAAGGACAAAUACAAAAGAAUGUUUCUUAUCCUCACAAUUCAAACACAAAUGGAAGAAGUAGGAUUUUUUAAGAUCUGUUUAUCCCCUGAGCACAAUGAUACAAAGAUAUGUAAUUAAAAAACAAGGAAACUGAGGUUUUCUUUUGUGGGUGUUUUUGGAGCUGGGGUGGGAAUUGCAUUGCUUGUAAGUAAAUUACAACGGUGACUAAGCUGAUAAUGUACUAUCCUGUCAGGCUGUGAUCUGAGCACAAGGGUGGUCACUUUGUUUCAGCUGGCAGCCACUGCCAGAAAGUAGAGCGCCAUCAAAAUAAAAGAAGAAAAACGUCAGAGGAUGAGAAACAUUAAAACAAAUUGACUACAGCCUAGGAUAUGUACUUAGCACAGUGGUUUUGAUACGUUGCACUGGUGUCACAUCUACAUAUGCAACUUCAUCACAAAAAUAAUAGGGAAUUCAUGCACUGAGCUCCCAGAUUUUUUUUACAGACAGGUCCCAAAACAAGUUAAAAGCCCACCAAAUUCCACAUAGGCUCAAACAUGCACUCACAUGCCAUCCUGUCACCCUACACAACUGCCGCUCAUGCCUUCAUCAGUAUUAUGUGUUAAGAGCACAUGAAAAACUUAUCCUAAAUACUAAAAAAAAGGAAGACGACAAAUCUGCACGACAAGUUCCAAGAAGACUCAGCAAAUAAUCAGUCAUUAAUGGCAAACUGAUCCGGGGGUGAUUUUGUUUUGUUUGUUGCUAUGUGAAAUACCAGACUAGAACAAGCAUACAGAGUACCCAUAUCUGUAUUUUUUUCAGUUAUUUUUACUUGCUUUUAUCAGGAGAUAAUGGGCAUCAGCCUGCUUCCAGUGAAGUCACUAGAACUGAUUUAAGUGGGAAUAGAAUGGGGCUGUCUUCCAGAGCUGUGAAAAUUUCUGACUAUGGGUCUGAAUAAAUUAUGAGACAGUGUACAUUGUCUUUUGGCAGAGUGCCUGUUCUGCAGCUCUUACUUUAAAUGAACAAGCUGUGUUCAUAAAACUGGAAAGGAGAAUCAUGGAUAAUUUUUUUUUAGUCUCAGACCACUUUCAAAGCAGAACUCUUUCAAUGCUGUUUUUUAGGGACUCAUGUAAGUUUAAUCCUCCAGUGUGGUGACAGUCUAACCAGGUUCUGCAUACUGACUUUCGAGUCACAGAACAGCAAUGACUUCUCUAGUUCCUCUUCCCACUCACCAAAUUAAAGUAUGGCUUAUUUUCUUGCUGUUGCAAGCACUUCUUUGUUUGGCUAUAAGCAUGGAAAUGAAGCAGUUUUUGCCUGUUUCACAUUUCACCCUGUUAUUACUCAGCCUGUAAGACCUGAACCAGCUUACCCAGUUUAGGGUAAACUACAAACCAAAUGGAAUAUGAUUUGAUUUUCAAAGGCCAUGUUAACUGCAGAUCAACUAUGGCAUUGAAAUCACUGGAGGAGAGGCAGAGAGCUGAUCCAUUCAGCUUUAGCAUGUUGUUUUUAGUGUGUUCCUUUCCCAUCACAUGAAUCCACUGAAGUGCUGCUUGUUUUGUAUUUUAAUUCGCUCUUUCUGCCUCUGUACACAGUUCCCACCAGUUUCAAAUUCAGACUAAGUUUUGCAAAAGAGGUAGCUGCCUUAAGCAGAGGAGCUGCCUUGCUUCUUCUGUGUACACCCUGGGGGAUACACCUUGCUUUUGGAGAUCUUCUCCAGAAGAGUGAAGAUGACUAAAACUUAAGAACAGGAAGUAAAAACAGCACUUAGGGCUCAAAUACAACCCUGUUACAGCCCCAAUCCAAAGUCCACCAAAGUCAAAGGAUGUCUUUCCUAUUGAUUUCAGAUUAAUUUUGAUCGGAUCUGCAUCCUGGUGCUGCAAAGUCCCCAAGCACACGCUCACCCUUCUACAAGCACAGUGGGAUGUUGUUACCCAUGCAUUUCAUACCAAUAUUUGCUAGUGGUGUCUCUGUCUUUAAGAUUCUGCCACAAAAUGGCCCCUGUUCCCAGAGAUGUGAAGCUUGGCCAUAAGCAUUUCCUCCUAGCUGAAAAGUGGGAAGCAAAAUGAAGCAAUUUUGGGGUUUUGGCUUGGGGGCAGAAGGUAUUACAAAUACAUUUGCUCAUCUCUGAAUUCCAAGACUGGGGGGAGCUAUGUCUGCUAGUUCCCAGCGCUUUUAUGUGUUGCUGUAACUAAAGAAAACAUUUGUAUUUUAAAAAAAUGCAAUUUUACAGGCUGUUUACCCACAAAAUCAAUACACAUGAUAUAAAAAGCAACUGCACAGUUACCAGCUUUCCCCACAGGCUUUUCACUGUGCAUCCUGUGUUAUGGAUCCAUAAUGCACAAAUGGUUACUGCAGUUAAUCCAUAUUCGAGGUGCACAGUGGCACAGCUCUGGCAGGGCCGUGUGGUGAAUGCCCAGGCAGGUCUGCGUGUGCCGGCACUGACUUCUGAUAGCCAUUCUGUACCGAAGGCCAAAUUCUGUUCUCAUCUACCAAAGGGUGACAGUAAACAGGAUCAUGGAUGAUUAGGACCAGCAUAAUUUGGCCUGGUCUGCCUGAGUUGUUUCUGUGUUGUGGGCUCUGAGUAACCAGCUGGAUUUUAAUGGAUCUAUCUGCAGCAUUCUCUAAAUCAGAGGCAGCCUCUGACCCUAGAAACAUGUCAGUAGAAGACCUUGUUCCAUCAUUUUCUUUGUACUAUAUUACAGUAACGAGCAAAAGAAAUGGAAGUAUCUUGAAAAAUGUCUUGGUAACAGUUUCACUUCAACCCACAAAAGGAAGGCUGACCUCAGCUUAGCACUGAGGUGGAAAUUUCUAGAUUCAAAUCCUGCGCCCGGCAAAUGCUUCAGUUUCUCCACCUGUACAUUGGGACUAACAAAUUUAUGGACUCUAAAGAGGUACUCCAAGGUAUGAGAAGUAUAGGGUACUUUGAAACAGAUUCUAAGUAUAGGACAUUAAGAGAAUGACCCCAAAGCCAUUGCUUACCCUGGCUGCUGUGCUGGUGUGUUUACAGCUGUAGGCCAUGCUUUAAUUUAUUCUAAGUGCUGUGUGCCAGAGCACUGGUUGCAGGCCGUACCUGGCACUAUUUUCUUCCUUUAGUGGGUUUAAAUGAACUUCUUUAACAUAAUGUGAAUGUAGUUUUUUGUGAUUUGUAUGUACUACAGUUUGAAGUGGUACAACCUCUUUUAUUUUUAGGACUGAUUAUUUGAUGCUACAGUAACAUGAAAAAAUGUAUGUGUAGUUUUAAAAUGAAUGGAGAACAACAGCUUUAAGGCAAUCUGGCAGAAGUAGUGGCCAGAUAGUACAUUCUUGUUCAAUACAUGCCCCUUUCUUCCAAAAUGUUUUUCCUGUGACUUCUAGACAAGCUGAGACCUUCUUCACUUCAGGAGGUGUUUCUUCAUAGGGCCCAUCAAUGCAUCAUGAUCCAGGUCAGGAUAGGUGAGUGCUGGGUACAGUGAGGCCAGGUACAAGACUGCGACCUCUCUCUUACUGGAGUUCUUGAAGCAGUUCCCCUGGAAUUCAGAUUUUACCUGGUUCUCUGACACUCAGAUGUGUGUCCAUCCCACAGUGUUUCUGCCAUGGUUCCAGGGACACCCUGUGAAAAGCCUUACAAAAACUGGGGCUGUGUAAGGUAUUUCUAAGGGUUUAUACCAUCAGCAGUAUUAGUGUGAGUAUUUUGGACAGGCAGUUACGUGGUACCAGGCCAAAGAUGAGGGCUUUUAGCCUCUGCCAUCUUACACUCUGCUGACCCUUUUACAUUCACAAACAAAGGUGAAGCUCUGGGGACUUCCCAGCAGACUCCAUUCCUGCUUUGGGAAGGUGGAAAUGCCAAGACGAGCUGCAGUGCUGAGAAGGAGGUGGUCUUUUUUGCUUCUAGUCACCUGAACAGUGUUAACUUCACUAACAAAAAAAAAUCUCAAUGAUCAGUGUGAAUUUCUGGCUUGCCUGAAUUUUUUCUUUGUGUCCAACAUUUUGGAAUAAAUGGGGAGCACUUCAGUCUGAUUUUUCCACCCCAUAGUCCCUUACUUGCUUACAAAACUGGGAUGGCAAUGAAAGCAGCAUAAAGAAGAUCCCAACAAGCUUUUGAAGCCUCUCCCAGGGCUGUCCCGUAGGAGCAGAAAGGGCAGUGCAGUUGCUGAGAAUACAAGCAAGGCAGAAGAACCAGCACGGUGGCAGUACAGACAGAUGUCAGUUACAAAGUUUUCACUCUGAGCCCCUUAAAUCAUAGAGACCACUGAACAGGUACAGAAGGUAAUGACCAACACUACAGAACAGGGCCUGACCAAGAUCUAUAUCCUGGGGUUAAAGCUUCUCUAGCUUUGUACUGACAUUUAGAGUUAGUCAGACCCUCCACUAUCCUGUAGAAUUUUCCAGAUCUAAUAAAAAUGGGUAACACUACAGGAAUUUGCAACCCAGACUAUGCUAAACAUUGUAUUUCCAAGGCUGUAUCUUGGAAUGCAACUCUCACUUCCUGCUGGAUUUAAAUCACAGGGCUGGCUGCAUUAUCUUUUUGUUCUUGUUUUCACUAAUAUAAGCGGAUCAUGUUCCAGCGACAGAAGCGAAUGCAGGCUUUGCUGCCUGAUCAGCAGCAGAGCCACGCCUUUAAAGGACAGGUUGGUUAGCAGCAGUUCAGGCAGCAAGCAACGGAGCUCAUGUCUGCGCACACAGUCUGAGCUGUCUGUGGCUGUUUGUUUUGCCCCACCUACAGGAGUUCUGCCAAGGUGAAUACAAUCCUGAUAAGCAUGUGGGUAUUAAAGCCUGUAUUGUCCCAGCUGCAGGUGGUUUUCUCUGUAAUUUUUAGCCAUGCAAGCUGAAAAAACCCAAGAUUUGCAAAUAAGCCUGUCUCAUCCCUCAAAGCCCCACAAUUCUCCCUCCCUGUUUUCCUCCAGGUGUCAAUUCUGCAGACUGGAUUGAGAGAGUUGUACUAUAAUGAAUAAUUUUAUAUUCAAAUGGUUUACUGAGCAUGAUUUGUUUUGUACAUAUUGGAAUAUGAUUUAACUUAUUUUUAUUGCCCCUUUUCAUCUUUUUUUUGUAAGGAGAAGGCAAAAAUCUGCACCCUCUCUCAAUGUGAAAUUCCUCCGUGUUUGCGUGUAGUCUGCCAGGCAAACAUGCAACAGCCACAGCAUUUCUCACCAUCCCUACUGGUAUCAGAUUUUAUUUUUUAUUGUCAUUUGGUUUUGUCUGAGGCUUUGCUUAUAUUGUCUCUUCUGUCCUCUCUGCCGCACAAUCUGCACAGGGAAGGGAAAGGACAAUGCAGGCGGGACUUUCUUCCUCCCCCGUCUUGUGUGCUUUACCUACCAAGGAACUCAGUUCUUAUCUUCAAGGAGUUGUGUGACUGAGGGUAAACAAAUACAAAUGUCCCCCCGCCUGCCUUCCAUCCUCCAUAUUGUAGAUCAAACAGAUUCAGCUUCUCUGAAAGUGAUUGUGGCUGGAGUCAUUCCAUUGGGCUGAAUGUGUAUGGUUUGCACUUUUUUUUCCCACUUCAGGAACUUAAAACCAACAAAAAAUAAAAGACAACUGUUUAACUUGAGCCGAGUAACACUUAAAGCUUUAUAUAUUUAUUUAUAGCAUCUUACAAAAAGUGUUGAAAGUUUUUUCUUCCACAAGAAAAAUUGGAUUUAAAAAAAUAAUCAUCUAAUUGUUUUUGUCUAGAUCAAGAAUGAAUGUUAGCAGGUGAAAUAAACCUUAAAACUGA